AUGGACACUCUUGGGAUGAUAUACACUGCGGCAGAGAUCGCCAACUUGGACCCGAGAAGAGGCAUGCGAAAAUACAACGUUUUGGUCAUCAAUCCCAACUGCUCGACGGACAUGACAGAUGCCCUCAACCCUAUUUUGGACAGUCUCAACUACGGAGACGUGCAUUUCGACUACUUCACAGCGCCACAGGAAAAGAUUGCGGUCAAUGGAACCUGGUGCGAUCCAAUCCCCAGUAUCAACUCAGGCGAAGAAUCAGCAAAGUCAGCAUUGAACUGUUGGCAAGUCAGGGAAUUCCUUGAUCGUUACGAUGCCUUCCUGGUGGCCUGCUACUCAGCCCAUCCAUUGGUUGGCAUGCUGAGGGAGGAUAUCCAGAGCCUUGAAGAGACAUCACCAAAUACCCGAAACAAAUACGUGACGGGAAUAUUCGAAGCAAGUAUCACAGCAGCACUGUCAAUGAUCAGUGCAUUUACCUUGGAGAAGCCCGUUUCUCCAGAACAAGGAUUGCACAAGCAUCAAAUACCCGAUACAUUCGGAAUCAUCACUACCGGCCACGCAUGGAAAGAAGAGCUCGGCAAUGCAGUUACGGAUAUGCUUGUUGGCAUGGCCCAAGCUCCUUCUACACGCUUUGCUGGUGUGGAAACCACUGGGCUGACAGCUAUCGAGCUACACACGACCCCGCCAGAAGAGGUGAAACGACGGAUUAGCGAGGCCACUCAGCGAUUGAUCCAGAAUGCCUCUAAUCCUGUCCAGGCUAUCUGCCUGGGAUGUGCAGGAAUGGCUGGCAUGGAGGAGGCAGUACGAGAAGGCUGCAUCCAAGCCUAUGGAGAGAAGGAAGGUCGUCGGGUCCGAAUUGUUGACGGGGUGGUCGCUGGUGCUGGAAACCUGGUGACGGCCUGCAAAGCAGAAGUUUUGAUGCUAAUCUCAGCGCUACAACCAGAGAAAUCAUCACGAUCCAAGCCGGCCAGUGCGGCAACAACAUUCUGGCAGCAGCUUUGCCAGGAGCACGGAAUCAGCCAGGAUGGGAAUCUUGAGGAGUUUGCGACCGAGGGUGGAGAUCGCAAGGAUGUCUUCUUUUACCAGAGUGACGACACCAGAUACAUUCCUCGAGCAAUCCUUCUUGACUUAGAACCUAGGGUUCUCCAUGGCAUCCAAUCUGGCCCCUACCGCAACAUCUACAACCCCGAAAACUUCUUCGUUGGGGAACAGGGUAGCGGAGCAGGAAAUAACUGGGGUACAGGAUAUGCUGCUGGAGAGGGUGUACAGGAGGAGAUUUUCGACAUGAUCGACCGAGAGGCAGAUGGAAGCGACUCGCUAGAGGGCUUUAUGCUGUUGCAUUCAAUCGCAGGAGGAACUGGAUCUGGGUUGGGUAGUUUCAUUCUGGAACGGAUGAACGACCGAUUCCCUAAGAAACUCAUCCAGACAUACUCGGUCUUCCCCGACACGCAAUCGCCCGAUGUUGUGGUCAACCCUUACAACAGCGUGCUCACCAUGCGGCGAUUGACCCAAGAUGCCGACUCAGUGGUGGUUCUGGACAAUGGCGCUUUGUCGAGGAUUGCGGCCGAUCGACUCCACGUUCAAAAGCCCUUGUUCCACCAAACCAACCAGCUUGUUUCGACGGUUAUGUCAGCCUCUACAACCACGCUGCGGUACCCUGGGUACAUGCACAAUGACCUGGCGGGCAUCAUCGCCUCGCUUAUUCCGACGCCGCGCAGUCAUUUCUUGCUCACAUCCUACACGCCUUUCACAGGCGACAACAUUGAACAAGCCAAGACGGUGCGGAAGACGACGGUGCUGGAUGUGAUGCGUCGCCUGCUGCAGCCCAAGAACCGGAUGGUCUCGAUCAACCCCAGCAAGUCCAGCUGUUAUAUUAGUAUCCUCAACAUCAUUCAGGGCGAGGCUGAUCCGACGGACGUGCACAAGUCCCUGCUGCGCAUCCGGGAACGUCGCCUGGCGUCCUUUAUCCCCUGGGGACCGGCGAGCAUCCAGGUGGCGCUCACGAAGAAAUCGCCGUACCUGCAGAACACACACCGGGUCAGUGGACUGAUGCUGGCCAACCACACGUCGGUCGCGACGCUCUUCAAGCGCAUCGUCCAACAGUAUGAUCGCCUGCGCAAGCGCAAUGCCUUCAUGGAGCAGUACAAGAAGGAGGCACCUUUCUCCGAUGGCCUGGGUGAGUUCGACGAGGCGCGGGCCGUGGACUGCACUAAGCCAGCACAACGCAUCGUCGGCGACUGCAGCUUCUGCCACGGCCACUUCUGCUCCGCCCACCGCAUGCUGGAAGCCCACACCUGCACCGGGCUGGAGGACUGCAAGAAGGAAUCGCAUGCCCGCAACGCCGAUAAGCUGAACAGCGAGCGGACGGUGGUCGUCAAGGGCGUAUGA
Molecule: messenger RNA, 2382 nt
Organism: Penicillium alfredii
Lineage: Eukaryota; Fungi; Ascomycota; Eurotiomycetes; Eurotiales; Aspergillaceae
Product: gamma-tubulin mipA
Exons: 9
Coding region: 1-2382 (793 amino acids)
Biological process (GO): mitotic spindle organization; mitotic cell cycle; cytoplasmic microtubule organization
Cellular component (GO): microtubule; nucleus; centrosome
Molecular function (GO): structural constituent of cytoskeleton; zinc ion binding; GTP binding
Source: RefSeq, a predicted model, not a curated record